This is a messenger RNA of Puccinia triticina, 1092 nucleotides long. RefSeq lists its product as uncharacterized. Bases 1 to 1092 code for a protein of 363 amino acids. The transcript is spliced from 7 exons. NCBI's taxonomy places the organism in Eukaryota, Fungi, Basidiomycota, Pucciniomycetes, Pucciniales, Pucciniaceae. Gene Ontology annotation, biological process: barbed-end actin filament capping; actin filament depolymerization. Gene Ontology annotation, molecular function: actin monomer binding; actin filament binding. Gene Ontology annotation, cellular component: cytoplasm; actin filament. The record is from RefSeq and is a predicted model, not a curated record.
AUGGCUCGAUUGAAUCACGAAGCUUCGAAUCGAACGGGCAAGGUCGCAAGGAUGGCUUCUCAGAGUGGCAUUGGCGUCAGUGAAGCACUUUCUACUACCUUUGUCGACGCGGUCUCGAACAAGGGCUCUCUCAGGUUGAUAUUGGUCCACAUUGAAAAUGAAACACUCGUCCCAAGUCUGGUAAGACCACCAACAGAAUCAAAAACUGAAGUCGAAGAUUUUGAACUCCUAGCGGACAUUCUCUAUGAUGACAAACCGGCCUAUGUUCUGUUUCGGCUUGGAGAUAACGCGGACGAGGACUGGCUGUUUAUAUCAUACGUACCCGAUCAAGCUAAAGUACGGGAUAAAAUGCUGUACGCUUCUACUCGGGCAACAAUUUCGCGACAGCUUGGCGACUCCAAUUUCAAGAAAUCGAUGUUUGCAACUACGAAGGAUGACUUGACUCCACGAGGGUAUUUGGCUCACUUGGCAUCACAAAAAGCACAAGCACCUAUGACUUUGCGAGAACGAGAAUUAGCUGACAUCAAGGCCGCCGAAGGAGCUGAUUCAUCAUCGAUGGGCACAACACUGCGAAGCUCGAACGUAUGGGGCUCGGGUGAUAAUACUGUCAAUGCCAAUCUGGGAUUGAAAUGGGACGAGGAUGCUCAAAAGGCCCUGUCCUCUUGGUCAGCCGAAAACAGUGUUACGAUGGUCCAAUUCAUUAUCAACAUUCCCACCGAAACGAUCGUUGUAUCUCCUCAUGACCACUCGGGUCAAUUACAAUUUCCUGACGACCAACCAACAUACACGUUUUACAAGUUUCUUCACGAUGGAGAUUCUGAGCGUCGAGUUUUCAUCUAUUCGUGCCCAUCAAAAUCUCCGAUAAAAUCCAGGUUAAUUUACUCUUGUAAUUCUUCCUCGGUCUCAUCGAAAGGGCCCGACUAUGGAUUCACACUUGACAAGAAGAUUGAAACAUCAAGUCCUGAGGAAGUCGACAUUGAUUACAUCAAGUCUGAGCUCGGAUUGUCUUCACCUUCGACGAACUCUGAUGCUUCAAAUCUCAAACCAUCAACGGGCUUUGCCAAACCUGCCCGACCUGGCCGACGGAGAUGA